This is a messenger RNA of Centruroides sculpturatus (bark scorpion), 1740 nucleotides long. RefSeq names its product arachidonate 15-lipoxygenase B-like. NCBI's taxonomy places the organism in Eukaryota, Metazoa, Arthropoda, Arachnida, Scorpiones, Buthidae. Gene Ontology annotation, molecular function: oxidoreductase activity, acting on single donors with incorporation of molecular oxygen, incorporation of two atoms of oxygen; metal ion binding. The record is from RefSeq and is a predicted model, not a curated record. The transcript is spliced from 11 exons. The coding region runs from base 191 to 1339 and encodes 382 amino acids. Gene Ontology annotation, biological process: lipid oxidation.
CAAAAUUAAUGAUAAUAAUGUCCUUUUUAAUAUACGAUUUUACAAAUUUUGAAUUUUGAUUACACCUGAGAUAAAUUGUUUCGAUUCCAGCUUCGCAGCAGAUGACAAAGAACUGGAGCCAUUUUUGGAAGAUUUAAGUCUUCGGGAGGCAUUAGAAAAUAAAAGAAUUUUCAUAAUCGAUUAUAAAAUCAUGAAAAACUUACCCUGCAAAGAUGACAAAUUGGUUUGCGCGCCCAUUGCUCUGUUUUAUCUGAAUCACGACGGUGAAAUUCGGCCCAUAGCUAUACAGUUAUUUCAAGAUAGAACCGUAGACAAUCCCGUUUUCUUUCCCUCCGACCCGCCUUAUACCUGGCUUUUGGCCAAGAUGUACUUCAACAAUGCCGAUGCUCUCUAUCAUAGAGCUUGUCUCAGUAUAGGUAGGACCCAUCUUCUGAUGGAAUCUUUAUGGAUUUCUAUUAAUCGCAACCUUUCACCUUCCCACCCCCUUUUCAAGUUGAUGGCACCGCAUUUUAAAUACCUUUUGUCUAUUAAUAAAUUAAUGCUGGAAAAACUUCUAGUAAUGGGAGGAUGGAUAGAUAGAGUGACAACUAUUGGAGUACGUGGCCUCUCCCACUUAAUAGCACGAAGAUUUUUCAAUUGGAAAUUCGAGGAGAUAAACAUACCAAAGGAAAUCGAAUCGAGGGGCGUUAAUGAUCCUGGUGUGCUUCCUUAUUAUCCGUAUCGUGACGAUGCCACGGCUUUAUAUGAUAGCAUUUUCGAUUAUGUUGGAAAAAUAGUUAAAAAUCAUUAUGAUUAUCCAGAGAAAAUAUCGCAAGAUAUAGAAUUACAGAACUGGAGGAAGGAACUCGUGCGAGAAAAGAAAGACGGAGGAUGUCAACUACAAGGAGUACCCGGAACUGAAAAUGGUUUCGGUAGCAGACUCCAAAUCACCGACACUAUUACGAGUAUUAUCGCUAACUGUACCAUAUUUCACGCAGCUGUUGACAUACCUCAAUUCGAGGAAUGUGCUUUUGUACCAAAUUAUCCUUUACUAUUGACGGGUCCUAUACCUAGAAGCAAGAGUGCUUUAUCGGAAAGUGAAAUCGUCGAACAACUUCCGAAUGUUUGCACCAUUAAGGAAAUUAUUAAUGUUGUGAAAAUUUUAAGUGGAGAUAACAAAAGUCGCUUAGGAUACUCGAAAAGUGUUUACCUCUUGCAAGAAAAUGAUAUUUCCGCACAUAAAGAAUUUCUGGAAGAGCUUUCUUAUUUAAUAAAUUCAUUCAAGAAACGUAACGAAUAUCGAAAAUAUGCUUACACUUGGAUGAAUCCCGAAGUUAUACCCGAUCAUAUUAUUGCAUGAUUUAUACUACAAUAAAAGCCAAUGCGGUAUUAAUCCGUCGAUAAAAAUUAUAUAUCUUGUAAUAAUUUUAAUAUUUUCAACUGGAACUGGAAACUUUAAAUUGAUUUCACGUUAUAAUUCAAUAAGUAUAUAUAAUGUAUUAUUUAUAAAUAUGAUAGAAGUUAUUUAAAAAAUAAAGGUGUUAAGUCAAGUAGUGCCAUCUUUCGGACUAAAAUUAAAACCAUUUAUUAAAUCUUAAAUAUUAAAAAAAAACCCCUUCUUAAAAAAUAAAUUUCAGACAACGUGAAUAAAGAGACUUAUGAAAUGUACAGUUAUUUUUAUUUCUGCAUUUUCGAUAACAAAUUUUCUAUAGUAAUGUUUUAGUAUAGUAUAGUAAUGCUUUUUACCUGUCUCCUUAAAAA